Messenger RNA from Bufo gargarizans (Asiatic toad), 2168 nucleotides. RefSeq names its product SH3 domain binding protein 5 (gene SH3BP5). Gene Ontology annotation, molecular function: protein kinase inhibitor activity. Bases 177 to 1475 code for a protein of 432 amino acids. Gene Ontology annotation, biological process: negative regulation of protein tyrosine kinase activity; intracellular signal transduction. NCBI's taxonomy places the organism in Eukaryota, Metazoa, Chordata, Amphibia, Anura, Bufonidae. The record is from RefSeq and is a predicted model, not a curated record. Gene Ontology annotation, cellular component: cytoplasm. The transcript has 9 exons.
CCCGCCGCCGCCGCUGCUGCUUUCCAUUCCAGGCUGCGGGCAGCUCUUGGCGGCAGUCGUGCGGCUCCUGCGGUCCGUGUCUGGGGGCUGCCAGCUGUGGAUGUGACCGGGCGGACGCGGUGACUGCUCCGGUGACCCGCAGCCUCCCGCACUGACUCUCCUAUGUCUGCGGCAUAAUGGAAACAAUGGGCUUACGAGGCAAGGGACAGGAGACUGUGCAGCCCGAAGAGGAGGAGGUGGACCCCAGAAUCCAGGGAGAAUUGGAGAAGCUCAAUCAGUCAACAGAUGAUAUCAACCGGAGGGAAAUUGAACUUGAGGAUGCCAGACAGAAGUUCCGCUCUGUGCUGACAGAAGCCACCCUGAAACUGGAUGAGAUGGUGAAAAAAAUCGGAAAAUCUGUGGAAGAUUCCAAACCAUAUUGGGAGGCCAGGAAAGUGGCCAGACAGGCUCAGUUAGAAGCACAGAAAGCAACGCAAGAUUUCCAACGUGCCACAGAGGUUCUCCGAGCAGCCAAGGAGACGAUAUCCCUCGCAGAACAGCGGUUGUUAGAAGAUGACAAGAGGCAGUUUGAUUCUGCUUGGCAGGAGAUGCUGAACCAUGCCACACAGCGGGUUAUGGAAGAAGAGCAGAAGAAGACUCGUAGUGAACUGGUUCACAAGGAAACAGCUGCUAAAUAUAACGCAGCCAUGGGAAGAAUGAAGCAAUUAGAGAAGAAAUUAAGGAGAAGCAUCAACAAAUCCAAACCCUAUUUUGAAAUGAAGGCAAAGUAUUACCUGCAGCUUGAGCAACUGAAGAAAACUGUAGAUGACCUUCAGGCCAAGCUUUCCCUGGCAAAGGGUGAAUACAAGACUGCUCUGAAGAAUCUUGAGAUGAUUUCUGAUGAGAUACAUGAGCGGAGGCGAUCUUCAGCUAUGGGCCCCAGGGGACGUGGGGUCGGAGCCGAAGGCAGCAAUUCAGUGGAAGAUCUCUCAGCUUGCAAACUGGAAUCAGACACAGUUUCCAUGACCUCUGAGGUGUUUGAAGAUGAUAAUCUCAGCAGUUUGGUUUCAGAAGAAGACUCUGAGACUCAGUCUCUAUCAAGCUUUAGCUCUGGCCCAACAAGUCCUUCAGAAGUUCUGAGUCCUUUUCCUCCUGCAAACCGGCCGGGCAGCUUAGAUUUAUCAAGCCCCAUGUCUCUUUCUGAGUUUGGGCUGAUAUCGCCUAUUCUUGGUCCCCGAAGUGAAUGCAGCGGGGCGUCCUCUCCCGAGUGUGAUUUGGAAAGAGGCAGUCGGGCAGAAGGGUCAGAAAGCAAAGCCCAAGACAGAAUAAAUAACAACAGCAGCAGUAACAUUAUUAAACCUAGAGCUUUGUCUGUGCUCGAUAACAAGAUGAAGCGACUGUCUUUGGAGUGUGCAGACCAUGAAAGCAGCACAGACACAAAGAAAUGUACGCGCUCUCAGUCCAUUGCUCCACCAGCGCUGGUCAAUCCAGUGUGAACAAUGUGACAUACGGAUUACAGAGCAGACUGCCUGUGCCAACAACUCUCUCUCCGCACAUGCUGUGCCUACUGCUGGGAUGUAACCUGGUUUGAAGGAUGGAUGCGUAGCAUGAGCCGGUGUGAUGAAGCAAGUACAGAUGGCUUUGGCAGCAGGCAUCUACUCUGUUUGCUGCCCUAAUUCACCAUAUAUCUAGGAAUUAGGGCCGAAAAGCAAGAUAUCGAUUAAUUACAGCAAUAAUUGAGACAAUGCAUCUGAGAGUCUUUGCCAAAUGGGAGAAAUCCCAAAAUGAGCGUUAGUAGCAAGGUUUUUCUGUUUCUCGAGUCUUUGCUAUAUAUGACUGUGUUCUUGAGUGGUGAAGCCGAGAUUCUGCUGUCCAGUGUAUAAUAUGCACCUACGUCUCCCAUUGAAUGUCGUGUAAUGUGAAGUAAGCAUUUAUUAUAGAAAUCAUUUUCUUAAACUUGAAUCUGUCUAGAUCUACAUAGAUCCCAUUAUUCAUCUUUGGUCCUGAGCACUUUCUUCGAGUACUUGAUUUAUAUCAGUAUUUAUCACCAGCUGUUAGUUCGCCAAGAAGACUAGCCAUAGUCAUCUGUGAAGCCAUUGAAGUAGAUAUAGUUAGAGCAGCAUUUCAUGUACCAGUGUUAAACAAAAGUACCUUGGAGUGAACUGCGCCAAUAAAAGCUCUCAAUAAAU